AUGAAUGAAUGUGCUGAACGCAGAAGUAGGCUUGGUGCAGUUCAAUACUGCGGACCUUAUAGAAUAGAAAAGACAUUAGGGAAAGGACAGACAGGUCUUGUAAAGACAGGAACACAUUGCAUAACCGGUAGAAAAGUGGCUAUUAAAAUUGUGAAUAAAGACAAACUGAGUGAAUCCGUUCUUCAAAAGGUGGAGCGCGAAAUAGCCAUAAUGAAACUAAUUGAGCAUCCUCAUGUUCUGCACUUGUAUGAUGUCUAUGAAAACAAAAAAUAUUUAUAUCUAUUGUUAGAACAUGUUUCUGGAGGCGAGUUAUUUGACUACCUAGUUAAGAAAGGGAGACUUAUGUCCAAAGAGGCCCGGAAAUUCUUUCGUCAAAUCAUUUCAGCUCUUGAUUUUUGCCAUUCACAUAACAUUUGUCACCGAGAUUUGAAGCCCGAGAACUUAUUAUUAGAUGAUAGAAAUCAUAUAAAAGUAGCCGAUUUCGGAAUGGCUUCUUUACAAGUUGAAGGAGCAAUGCUGGAGACCAGCUGUGGCUCGCCGCAUUAUGCAUGUCCUGAAGUCAUCAGGGGCGAAAAAUAUGAUGGGCGCAAAGCUGACGUCUGGAGCUGUGGGGUUAUUCUAUACGCUUUACUAGUUGGAGCCCUGCCGUUUGAUGAUGAUAAUUUGCGCAAUUUGUUGGAAAAAGUGAAAAAAGGCGUAUUUCAUAUUCCUCAUUUUGUUCCUGCUGAGAUACAGAGCUUGUUAAGAGCAAUGAUUGAAGUGGAUCCUAUUAAAAGAUACUCGCUGGCAGAAGUAUUUCGACACCCAUGGGUGACUGGUACGUCAAAAAAUGAGCCGGAGCUCGAGCUGCCGAUGGCACAAGUUGUGCAGACCCACGUCAUAUUGGGAGAAGACAGCAUCGAUCCAGAUGUUUUGCGUCAUAUGAACAAUUUAGGAUGCUUUAAGGAUAAACAAAGGCUUAUUAAAGAGCUUCUCUCUGCGAGACAUAAUACUGAGAAAAUGGUCUAUUUUUUGUUAUUGGAUCGUAAGCGUAGAAGACCGGCUCAAGAGGAUGAAACAGAAAUCGUACUUCGAGGAACAGCUCAAGCAGUUGAUCCACCACGCAAGCGAACAGAUUCAUCUAAAGUUCGCUAUGCAAUAGGUGGAAUAGCUGAUGGUAGUCCUAUUAAUCCCAGGAAAACAUAUGGGCGUCAUUAUCGUUCAAAUAGGUUCAAUAGUCUUAGUGGAUCACCAAAUGAGUCUCCUAAAAGCUCUAGAGAUCAGUUGUUCAAGAGCACUGUUGGCCUUUUCACCAAAAAUGAUUCCUCCCCCAGAAACGCUGGAGCGAAUGUGUUUUCUGCUUCAAUGACAGAAAUGAGUGACGUAACGGAUAGAACAAGAAAUAUAAAUAUAGAAGUUGAUAAAAAGCCUGCAAACAACGAUAAUAAUGAGAUUCUCAUUUGCUCGGAAAUAGUCCCUCCUUCAAAGAAAGAUAGUAAACAAUCAACUCGUCCAUUAUUCUGCAAGGACUCCGCUGAAAGCUUGAGCCGUGAUCCAUCAAUUGGCUCAAAGGGAUCGGAGAGUUCGGAGGUUGUUUCCUCAAUCAUCGGGGGAAGCCAGACUAAUUUCGUCGGAACAUCUGGCCCAUGGAUUUCUAAGCUAACGAACAUCAAAAAUUCCUUUUUGGGCACUCCAAGAUUUCAUAGACGCAAAACAGUCAAUAACUCUAAUGAGAGUGACAGCGAGGACAACCAACUUAUUGAUACUAACGACCUAAUCAAGAAAUCAUGGUUUGGUUCUCUGACAUCUUCAAUGAAUAUGGAAAAAGAUGAUACACAUUGCCUUCCCAUUCAGGGUAAAACACUCAACAGUAUCAAGGCUGAGCUAAUACGAGCUUUUCUCACGAUCCAUGAACUCAGUCAUUCUGUCAUUGGUCAAAACAGUUUCCGCGUUGAAUACAAAAGAGGGCCAACAGCUGGUGGAAAUUUGUUUAGCAGAGGAAUAAAAAUGAAUGUUGAGAUUAUCGAAUCAGCUGAGCCAUGCAUAGACGAGUUUCCUACUUAUAUCGUUCAAUUUAUUCUUCUAGCCGGACCUAGUAGAAGAUUCAGACGAUUAGUUGAACAUCUUUCAACACUUAUAAAGAAAUCUAAUUCUAAAUCUAGAGGAGAUAAACAGCCUUAUUCAUCGGUCAUGGUUCGUCCACGACGACUGUCUGACUCAUCUGUCGGUUCAGCCUGUUCCGACUCUGAUAGUAGUCUGAGUUUCAAUACUCAUACCAACAGUGCCUUGAAAAUGGAUUUUUCCACUAACGAUGAAGUUCUCUACAAAACAAAAAGAAGUUUAUCCAGUACAUCAUCUGGACAUCCAGGGAAAGUUCAUAACUAA
Messenger RNA from Auanema sp. JU1783, 2364 nucleotides. The record is from the annotation of a GenBank genome assembly. NCBI's taxonomy places the organism in Eukaryota, Metazoa, Nematoda, Chromadorea, Rhabditida, Rhabditidae.